Messenger RNA from Trematomus bernacchii (emerald rockcod), 1866 nucleotides. Its product is annotated as rho-related GTP-binding protein RhoG-like. Gene Ontology annotation, cellular component: plasma membrane; cytoplasmic vesicle; cytoskeleton. The record is from RefSeq and is a predicted model, not a curated record. NCBI's taxonomy places the organism in Eukaryota, Metazoa, Chordata, Actinopteri, Perciformes, Nototheniidae. Gene Ontology annotation, biological process: cortical cytoskeleton organization; establishment or maintenance of cell polarity; regulation of cell shape. Gene Ontology annotation, molecular function: protein kinase binding; GTPase activity; GTP binding. The coding region runs from base 278 to 853 and encodes 191 amino acids. The transcript has 5 exons.
UCCGCCUCGCACCGAUAUACACACACACACAAACACUCACACACCCUGACAGACAAACACACACACACACACAAUUACAUACAUACACACACAAACACACCCUGUGGAGGCAGCGGGACUUAGCGGAGCUGUGAUCCCGGAGAGGAGACACUGAUGAGCGGAGGAUCAUGGGACGUCAGACCAUCAGCCUGUAACUGAAGAGACUGAAACGCAGCCAGCAGCCAAUCAGACGCUCCGAAAGGUGUGAGGUGUGAGGUGCCCCCCCCCCCAGGUCGUCAUGCAAAGCGUGAAGUGCGUGGUGGUCGGAGACGGAGCCGUGGGGAAGACCUGCCUCUUGAUCUCAUACACAACCGGAGCCUUUCCUAAAGAGUACAUCCCCACCGUGUUCGACAACUACAGCAGCCAGGUGACGGUGGACGGGCGCAUGGUGAGUCUGAACCUGUGGGACACGGCGGGCCAGGAGGAGUACGACCGACUGAGGACGCUCUCCUACCCGCAGACCCACGUCUUCAUCAUCUGCUUCUCCAUCUCAAGCCCCGCCUCCUACGAGAACAUCAAGCACAAGUGGCACCCCGAGGUGUCUCACCACUGCCCCGACGUGCCCAUCCUCCUGGUGGGAACGAAGAGCGACCUGCGGGAGGACGGCGAGACCCAGAGGAAGCUGAAGGAGCAGAGCCAGCUUCCUGUGAGCCACCAGCAGGGGGCGGCACUCGCCAAGCAGAUCCACGCCAUGCGCUACCUGGAGUGCUCGGCAUUGAACCAGGACGGCAUCAAGGAGGUGUUCUCCGAGGCCGUGAAGGCGUACCUGAACCCAACACCUGCCGCCACCAAGAAGUCCUGCGUCCUGCUGUAGAUUCAAGAUUUCAAGGCUUUUAUCAUCAUGUGUUCAGAGCUACAGUGUAGAUAUGUCAAUGAUAAUCUGAGGCCACAGGCUCCUCCCACAGAGCAACACAAUAACACAGAAAUAGAGCAAGAACAGUCUAUAUGCAAAGAGAAUGAACCGGGAUAACAGCAUGUCUUCCGGUCUGAGUUUAGUUCUUUUGAGAUUUGUGGGUUUUUAGUUGGGUAUUUUUGAGGGUUUUUUGGUCUUUGAACCUAAUAUUAUUUAAUUGUUUUAGUUGUGUUUUCUUUUCUAGUCUUGUGGUUUUUAAGUUACAGCAGUUUGAAUGGAUACAAACGGCAGGGUUUUAAUGGAUUUAUAUAUAUUCUAGAUUUAGAGAGUUAUGGUGCGUUCACACCGGACGCCAGGCAAAGAUUUGCAUCGCUUUACAAGUUUUACUCGUUUCAAAAUUGAACUAAAUUUGCAUCUAUGUGCGGCUUUGCAUUGACUUCUUAUUAUGUAAUCACGACGCGCAAACAAUUGGCUUUGCGUCCGCUGUGAACGUACCUUUAGUUUUGGGCUCUGGUUUGAACUCUAGCUGGACAACACUGUGCGGUUCUAGAAAUGCAUUCCAGCCGAUACCGUAUGAUCAGAUCCUCCGCACGGCCUCAGAGCAGCGUUUGAGUUUCAUUAGUUUGUGAGUUUUAUUCCUGUAAACAUGGACAUUUCAAUUCCACAUGUGCAUACUGAACAUGGGGAAUAUACAUUCACCCCAAAGGAACAAGUUACCGUGAAGAGAACUCACAAACUAACAUGCUGUGAAGCCACAAAGUUCCUUAAAGGUCACCUAUUAUUUUAAAUCCUCCUCUUCAUGUCUCUUCUACAUAAACAUGUGUAGAAGAGAAUGAGUAGAAAACAUCGCGUCAUCAAACCGUACAGUUUGUCCGGCUUCACGGGGCUCAAUGUGUGUUUUGGGGGGUGACAAUUAAUUUAAAGCUUGUAUGUAAUGAGUUUUUAAGAAAUAAUUAAAAUCAAGUGAAACUCCA